This is a messenger RNA of Drosophila montana, 2361 nucleotides long. RefSeq names its product borderless (gene bdl). The transcript is spliced from 6 exons. Lineage: Eukaryota; Metazoa; Arthropoda; Insecta; Diptera; Drosophilidae. Gene Ontology annotation, molecular function: protein binding. Bases 24 to 2099 code for a protein of 691 amino acids. Gene Ontology annotation, biological process: cell-cell adhesion. The record is from RefSeq and is a predicted model, not a curated record.
UGCUGCUGCUGCUGGCGCUCUUAAUGAACAUAUCCUGUGUGGCAUGCGCGCGCGAUCAUCGCAAGCAAACAAAUCUGGAGGCCAAAGUUGGCUCGCAUGUCGUUUUCAAUUGCUAUAUAGAUUUCCCAUACGAUUCCCCCAUACCCUACGUCGUCCACUGGAGCAAAGAUAACAAAAAGAUCUUCACCUGGUACGAGAACGAGACAUCGACAAAUGAGCUGUUCAUUGGGCGACUGCACCUGGUGAGCCAUCCGCACGACCUGGGCAAGGCGUCGGUCAAUCUGACUUCGAUACGUGAAUCGGACCAGGGCUGGUAUCACUGUCAGAUCAUAUUCCCGAAUCGCGCACCGAGCGUGCGGAAUAACGGCACGCGAUACCAUCUGACUGUGCAGGGGGGAUCCCUGAUCAAAAUCCCGCCCGUCAAUCAGACGAUAAUGGAGGGCCAGACGGCGUUCUUUCACUGCGUCAUGAAGUAUCCGGACAGCUCGCAGGCGUCGUGGUACAAGGACGGAGUGCUGCUGCAGGAGGUGCAGGAUCUGGUGCGACGCUCCUUCACCGGCCCCGACGGCAGCCUGAGCAUCGAUCCGACCAUGAUGAGCGACCUGGGCGAAUACGAGUGCAAGGUGCGCAACAACGAGGGCGAGCUGCAAACGGCCAAGGCCUUUCUCAACAUUCAAUAUAAGGCCAAGGUGAUUUAUGCACCGCCCGAGGUUUAUCUGCCGUUCGGUCAGCCCGCCGUGCUCGACUGCCAUUUCCGGGCGAAUCCGCCGCUGAAGAAUUUGCGCUGGGAGAAGGACGGCCUGCUGUUCGACUCGUACAAUGUGCCCGGCGUCUUCUACAAGAUGAACGGCAGCCUGUUCUUCUCCAAGGUGAACGAGAACUAUGCCGGCAGCUACACCUGCACGCCGUACAACGACCUCGGCACGGACGGACCCUCGCCCAUCAUUAGCGUAAUUGUGCUCCGUCCACCCAUUUUCAGCGUUAGCCCAAAGGCAAUUUACAUACAGAAACUGGGCGAGACGGCCGAGCUGCCAUGCGAAGCCAUCGACCGGGACGGAAACAAUCGCCCAACCAUUGUCUGGAGCCGGAAAGAUGGCCAGGCCCUGCCAGUGGAGCGGCACAGCUUCAGCGGCGGCAACUUGACCAUCACGAACCUGGUCGAAACGGACCGCGGCAUGUACGAGUGCUCGGCGACAAAUGAAGCCGCAACAAUCACAGCCGAGGCGGAAUUAAUGAUUGAGAAUAUUGCGCCACGACCACCAUUCAAUCUGACCGCGAACAGCACGGAGACAUGCAUAACGAUACGCUGGCAGCCAGCAGGCUACCUGCGACCCAAUCUGGAGUACACCGUCUGGUAUCGUCUGAGCGAUGCGCCGGAAUGGAGGACGCUGCGCGUGCUGGACAAGACCGUGAUGGAAGCCACCGUGCAGCAUUUGCUGCCUGGACGGGAGUACGAGUUCAUGGUGCUCAGCCAGGAUAAGUAUGGCGACGGCAUGUUCAGCAAACAGUUCCGCUUCCAGACGCAAGCAUCGGCCUUGCGCGGCGAGGACUUCGAUGCAGAGCAUCUGCAGCACCAGCAGAGUCAGCCGUCUGUCGGCGGCGGCGGCCUGGGUGCUCCGUGGAAUCUGAGCGUGAUCAACACGCCGCAGGGCUGGCUGCUGCACUGGGAGCAUCCCACCCAAGGCCUGGAGACGCUGCGCCUGUACACGGUCCGCUGGUGGAAGGAGCCGGAUCACUUUCUCAUCGGCACCGCCGAAACCUUUGACAACUUCUAUCAGCUGCGCCACCUCAAGGAAGACGUCACCUUCAAGAUUCAGGUCGUGGCCGUCGGAGCAGACGCCCGCCAGGUGGCCAGCCCGGAGCUCGUGCUCGAGGUGCCUUCCCAGCGCAAGGUGCGGGCCCUAAUCAUUGGCAGCUCUGUGGGCAUUAUAUUUUUACUCUGUGCACUGUGCGCUUUUUUAUACGUGAAACGUAGUUGCCUCCGGCAUUUGUUUAGCCGGGGCAACGAGGGCGCCAGCGGGGACGAGGACACAGCGGAGAGCGGGGAUUGUGAUAGCGACCAGGAGCGGGAUAGCAAUAAGAUUCGCGCAGCCUCCUGAGAAAUGCAGAUCACGUGGCGGUUCGAGGAGAUCAGCGAAAGGUCAAAGGAGCAAAGUUCGAGAGUGUGUGUUGUGUUUGUGCCAGGAUGAAAAUAAUAAUACAAUAAUUUUAGAUUUACAUUUUUGCCGAAAAUCAAUACUCAGUACCGUCUAAUACUGAUUUAUAAUUUAUUUCUAGCUUCUAAUUGUACAAAAAACCAUUUUACUAAUUUCCUUAUGUAAAGGUCAACUAAUGAGAAUCAAAUAUUAAACUCGACAGAUA